AUGGAUCACGACGGCCAAUUGAUGGCUGUCAAUCCCGACACACCAUUACAACAGGAGACACCAACGCCACAACCUGAUCAGAACCAAGAUGGAGCAGACGCAACCGCCAACACAACCACCACCACCACCCCUAACCCCGAUGUCUCAACACCAGAGCUCCCAGCCGCCUUUCCCAAGCGGCGUCGUGGCCGUCCUCCUGGACGUCCCAACAUGUCCACCAAGGAGGAAGAGUUCAAGGACCACCCGUUAGUCAAGAACUGGAAUGCGGCAUGUGCAAACCCCAAAAACCCCAUUCUUACCGUGGCCGUUGCUAUCCGCGACGCCUUGUCAGACACUGCUCUCAAACAUGAGAAUCAGAGGAAGAUCUUCCGCUUGCCUAGCCAUGAGUACAUACACUUUGUUCAGGGGUGGAUUACCGCUCGUCAUAUCGCUGCUCAACGGCCCAGUUACGUCAACGGUCUACUCAUUCACUCUCGCGGUCAGGACGCGCCGGUGUCGUGUACCACGUGUGCUGAGCGCCGCUCUAAACACUCGUUGGGUCCGUUUUUGGAGUGUCGGGUGCUACCAGAGUUUUUCCAUGGCAGUUGUUCCAACUGCAAGUGGUUCGACAACACGUCCAACUGUUCACUGUACAAGGGUCCAAAGCCAAACAGAAAGAGGAAGGCAAAGGACGAUCAAGCUGCUCUGGAUGCACCUGAGGACGGAGAAGCAGGGCCCAGUGAUGCGAAUCAGAUGGUUGUCACUCAACAGCAUCAGCAACCGGCGGCAGCAGGACAGACUGGUGACCACAUACACCCUCAGCUUAUGGGCACUGGGCCGAAUAUGCACACUGGUUAUCCGGUUCACGGGCUUCAGACGGGUCAGCAUAUGACUGAUGCUCAGUUUGCACUGUCAGAGGGAGGGCAAGGGUCUACGGGAAGUGGGGACGGUGAAAGAGAGGGUGAGGGAAGUGGUAGUGGAGAUGGGGAUUCAGAGUGA
This is a messenger RNA of Podospora anserina S mat+, 978 nucleotides long. RefSeq lists its product as uncharacterized. The coding region runs from base 1 to 978 and encodes 325 amino acids. The transcript has a single exon. The record is from RefSeq and is a predicted model, not a curated record. Lineage: Eukaryota; Fungi; Ascomycota; Sordariomycetes; Sordariales; Podosporaceae.